AUGGCGGAAAGGAUAGCUCCGUCCGAAAGCACGCUCGUCAAGUAUGACAAUCCUGUUCUCGUAACAAAACACGAGAAGAGGCCCUCGAAGUGUUCAGCCCAGGUGCGACGCACGUUCGUACGCAACAACAGCAACGCAGCAGCAGCAGCCCCAGUGGAGCGCCAGCAGCAGCAGCGCGGCGCGGCGGUCGGGGACGGCGAGCACGAGCGCGAGCGCGAGUGCGAGCGCGAGCGGGGCUCAGCCUGCCGGCGCUGCCUCAGCCGCGCGGCGCGCUGCCCCGCAGAAGUCGGCGUCGGCGGGCGGGCCUGCCGCGGUCGGCCGUCGGCGGCGCCGCUGCCGGCCGGCGCGCAGGACAUCCCGGGCCUGCUGCGCCAGGGCGAUGCGCACCGCGAGACGGACGAGAUCCUCAACGCCAUCCUGCCGCCCCGCGAGUGGGAGGAGGACGGGCAGCUCUGGCGGCAGAGCGUCUCCAAUACCCCAGCGACCCGCCUAGAUGUCAUCAACCUCCAGGAGCAACUGGACAUGCGGCUGCAGCAGCGGCAGGCGCGUGAGACCGGCAUCUGCCCCGUGCGCCGCCAGCUCUACACCCAAUGCUUUGUCUCUUUUUCCCAGUCUGAACAAGGCAAAGCAGAUCUUGAAACUACGGUCGGGACACUGGUAAAACAGAAGAGUGAAUUUGAGCGUCAAGUAGUAGAAUUACGAGCUAAAGCUGAACAAAUUGAACGGAGAGCAAAGGAAUUACAGCAAGCAGAGGAGAAGAAACAUGCAGAGGAGAUUGAUUUCUUCAAGAGAACUAAUCAACAACUCAAGUCACAACUGGAAGGAAUUAUUGCACCCAAGAAAUAGAAAAAUCUAUCAAUAUGUCUCAUUCAAGUGUCAAAUAUUUCAAUUUCACAACCAAGGGGCAUGGCAAUCUUUUCCUAUAAAUAUGCAGGCAUUCCUGGAUGUGACUCUGGCAUGAUGAAUAUGCUUGAAGAUAACUAAAUGACAGCUGAAGUGCAAGCUAAACGUCAAUAACUUCAAAAUGUUGUGAUAUCAAUGGAGAGGGCAGAAUAAAUACACCGUAUUAGUCAAGUAUAGAUAUAUAAUU
Messenger RNA from Gryllus bimaculatus (two-spotted cricket), 1090 nucleotides. The record is from the annotation of a GenBank genome assembly. Lineage: Eukaryota; Metazoa; Arthropoda; Insecta; Orthoptera; Gryllidae.